Naegleria gruberi is the source of this 2529-nucleotide messenger RNA. RefSeq names its product mitochondrial aconitate hydratase. Bases 123 to 2498 code for a protein of 791 amino acids. NCBI's taxonomy places the organism in Eukaryota, Heterolobosea, Eutetramitea, Acrasida, Naegleriidae. Gene Ontology annotation, molecular function: aconitate hydratase activity; 4 iron, 4 sulfur cluster binding. The transcript has a single exon. The record is from RefSeq and is a predicted model, not a curated record. Gene Ontology annotation, biological process: tricarboxylic acid cycle. Gene Ontology annotation, cellular component: cytosol; mitochondrion.
CACGAAAAAAAAUAAGCGAAUUGUGUUACUCCUUCCACACCACACUUUAAACAAUUCAAUAAUUGAUUCUUUUUUGUUUCACUAAAAACUCUGGAAAUAAUAACCUUUGUAAAAUUAGAAAAAUGUUAAUGAACAAAACUAAUAGUAGAAAACUUGUUGGAAAUUUGAAAAAGGUCAACAAGUGUUUUGUAACAAGUCAAACUUGUCGUAAAUUUACCAGUUUACCACCACAAAGUGACAUUGAAUAUACAACUCAACAACAAGCUAAAAUUUAUGAAAGAAUGAAAUCAGGUAAAGAUAAAUUGACCUAUGCUCAGAAAAUUCUUCAAUCUCACCUCUUCAAUGAAAGUGAAACACUGCAAAGUGUAAAGGAAAGUUAUUUGAAUUUUAAACCAGAUCGUGUUGCUUUACAAGAUGCUUCAGCACAAACAGCAAUUCUCCAAUUUAUGAUUACUGGAAUGGAUAAAACAGCUGUUCCUACAAGUGUCCAUUGUGACCAUUUAAUUGUUGGUGAGGGAUCUCUCGAUAUUAAAAGUGAUAAACCAACACUUGCUAAAAGAGAUGUUGAAAAAGCAUUCCAAGAAAGUGGUGAAGUUUUUAACUUUUUAGAAUCUUCCUCUCAGAGAUAUGGAAUUGGAUUUUGGAAACCAGGAAGUGGCAUUAUUCACCAAAUUGUAUUGGAAAAUUAUGCAUUCCCAGGUGGUAUGAUGAUUGGUUGUGAUUCACACACUCCAAAUGGAGGUGGUUUGGGAAUGGUUGCAAUUGGUGUUGGUGGUGCUGAUGCAGUUGAUGUUAUGAGUGGAAUUCCUUGGGAACUGAAAAGACCAAAGAUUUUGGGUGUUAAAUUAACUGGAAAAUUGAAUGAAUGGGCAAGUGCUAAAGAUGUCAUUUUGAAAUUGGCAGGUAAAUUAACUGUCAAGGGAGGUACUGGUUAUAUUAUUGAAUAUUUUGGAGAAGGUGUUGAAUCUUUAUCUUGUACUGGUAUGGCAACUAUUUGUAAUAUGGGUGCUGAAGUUGGUGCAACUUGCAGUAUUUUCCCUUACACUCAAGCCAUGUCAAGAUAUUUACGUGCCACUAAUCGUGGUAAAAUUGCUGAAAACGCUGAUCGUUAUGCUCAAGUUUUGAAAGCUGAUGAAGGUGCAAAGUAUGAUGAAAUUAUUGAAAUUAAUUUGAAUGAAUUGCAACCAAUGCUUAAUGGUCCAGCAACACCUGACAGAAGUCAUGCAAUUUCUGAAUUUUCUAAGAGUAUUAAGGAAAAUGAUUGGGCACCUGAAUUGAGUGCUGCAUUGAUUGGUUCUUGUACAAAUUCAAGUUAUCAAGAUUAUACAUGUGCUGCAUCUAUUGCUAAACAAGCAAUUGCACAUGGAUUGAAAUGUAAAUCUGAUUUAUUCAUUUCACCUGGUUCAGAACAAAUCUUUGCAACCAUGAAGAGAGAUGGUUUGUUAGAUAUUUUUGAACAAGUUGGAGGAAAGGUUUUGGCCAAUGCUUGUGGACCAUGUAUUGGACAAUGGAAUAGAACUGAUAAGCAAGGUGAAAAGAAUUCAAUUGUUUCAUCAUUUAAUAGAAACUUUAGUGGAAGAAAUGAUGGUAAUUUACUGACUAGUCACUUUUUAACAUCACCAAUGCUUGUAAUGGCUAUGGCAUUUGCUGGUAGAAUUGAUUUUAAUCCAAUUACUGAUUCUUUGGUUGGAUCAGAUGGAAAGGAAUUCAAAUUCCAACCUCCACAAAGUGAUGAAUUGCCAGCUAAGGGUUAUGAAAAGGUUGAUGGUGGAUAUUUGGAACCUCUCACUAAUAUUGAACAAGCAAAAAAGAUUGAUGUUAACGUUGAUCCAAAGAGUAAUCGUUUACAAAUUUUGGAACCUUGGAAUGCAUGGGAUGGAAAGGACUUUAUUGAACUUCCUGUUUUAAUUAAGGUUGCAGGUAAAUGUACAACUGAUCACAUCUCACCAGCAGGUAAAUGGCUUAAUUAUAAGGGUCACUUGGAAAAUAUCAGUAAUUGUACUCUAAUUGGUGCUGUUAAUGCCAUGAAUGGAAAGAUUAAUAAGGUUAAGAAUGUUUUCAAUGGAAAGGAAGAUACAGUUCCAGAAGUUGCCAAGAGUUAUCAAAGAGAAUAUAAGAAAUCAUGGAUUGCUAUUGGUGAUUCAAACUAUGGUGAAGGAAGUGCUCGUGAACAUGCUGCCUUACAACCACGUUUCUUGGGAUGUGUUGCUGUCAUUACAAGAAGUUUCGCUCGUAUCCAUGAAACUAAUCUUAAAAAGCAAGGUAUUUUGCCAUUAACUUUUGUCAAUCCAAAUGAUUAUGAUUUGAUUAAUCCAGAAACUGAUUUAAUUUCAGUUAUUGGUGUUGAAAACUUAAAGCCAAAUUCUCCACUCACUUUAACUGUAAAAGGAAAGCCAGAAAUUCAAAUUCCACUUCAACACACAAUGAAUAAUGCUCAAAUUGAAUGGUUCAGAGCUGGUUCUGCUUUAAAUUGGAUCAGAGAUCAAUUAAAUAAAUAAAUUAGUCACUCAAUAUUGACUUUAUUUCAAU